AGUACGGGCAAGUCAAUCAAAAGGAAGAGGACGGUCGUCCAGGCCAAGAUCUCACUGGGCGCAAUACGUGUUUCGCGGCGUCCAUGCGAAUGGUAACGUCACCCUCCCAGGAGCAGGAUCUUGGCUGGCGAGCUUGGAGGGGACUUUUAUGCAGCUUUCGUCGCGGGCUGUCAAGCAAGGAUCAGUGCAUAAGAUCGCGGGACUCUGGUCUCUAUUGACGUCCUACACUGACUUCGUGACUGGCGCGUAAAGAAUGUCGAAUUUGAACUCGGAAGAAACUAGUUGUGGGGUGACCGGGGGCCGGUCUGCGCGUCGGUUUGCGCAGGGCAGACUGAUGGCGUCUAGGUGAGAACCGAGCAAGUCCAUGUAUCGAAAAAUCCGGGUCAAGGGGUCGGUUCUAUGGGAAGCCAGAUGGGAUUGUCGAUGAUGUUUCGACGUUUCAACAUUGGCAGUCCCACGUUCGAGAUCAGGGGUUUCCACAGAAUGUGGUGAGCUUAAAUCGGUAGUCUGCUGUACAAGCCCCCCCCUCAUUCCACCUAUCGCGCUUCUCUCCUACCUUAUAUAAACCCAACAACUCCAUCUUGGCUCAUCCUACCCCAUAACUCUCGUCCCGAGAUAUUCUGUCGACACUUCCCAGCCUCGCUGGCUACCCAUCGCAACUAGGUCUCCCUACGCUCCGCCUCGUAUCGCCUACCAUGUCUUCCCCAUCUCCUGAGCCCGCUGCUCGCAAGAAGCGCUCCACCGAAGUGGCAAAGAAAACAUCUGAAGAUGACCACCGACGCAAGCGUCGGAAUAGGACAACUCAGUCAUGUCUCAAUUGCCAUACCUCGAAACGCAUGUGCGAUCGCAAGCGGCCUUGCGGUCGUUGCACCCAGCUUGGCUUGACUGGCCUGUGUGUAUAUGAAGUGGACGAUCCGAACCAGAGGGCCGACACGUCGAGCGAGACCAUUCGCCUUCAGAAGCGUGUCGCCGAACUCGAGAGUGUUAUACGUGAGCUAAAAAACAAGCCUCAUCCAAAAUGGGCACAGAGCACUACAACAGAGGAGAGCAAGGGAGAUUGCAAAGACGCUCCCAAGCUCAGCUCUGUAUCAUUGUCCGGUCGCGCUGCUUCUAUAGAGGCCGAGUCCGCGAAGCCACCAACGAUUCACUUGCAGGUGCCCGUACCAUCGUCAUCGUCGAGGUCAUCACCUUUCGACAUGAACGCUCCCUCCCCCUCCGCAUCUUCUGGCACCUCGACGAGCUGUCCAUCACCUCUCGUUCUGACGCCUGUUGACGACAGCAGCUAUGAUAUUGGCUCGUUAUUGGCCCAGUGUUAUCCAGGCGGGGCGGGGUUGGAUGGUGCCAUUGAUAAUUUGUUCGACGGCUUCAUCCGGUCGGACAAUGCUACGAUUCCUAACCCCGAGCCGUGUCUCAUACAUCCCGAGACCGUGCACUGCGGCUGUUUGGGCGAAGCGAACAGCUACAAUGUCGUGCUCGAACUCUCCCUCCGUCUCCGACGUGCGGCAGAGACGCUGGCACACUAUUCAAGACACCAUUCGGCGUCCGUCAACUGUCAGAUCCAUCAGCGAAUAACAGAUCUGGAUCGCUACACUACCGAGGCUCUCGCCAAUGCCAACAGCCCUAUGGUGUCCUUCCAGCCGUAUCACGGUCAUUCAUCUUUCUCUUCAUCGGGCCCCUCGCCGAUGGGUAAUGCCCAGGCCAUGAGCUCCACGGUGUCGCCGCAAUCGCUGCACCCCGGCAUGCGGUCGUGGGAGUACAAAUCAUCGUCGGCAUAUCCCAGCCCACCUCGCGAUGAUCACUUCAUGAGCUGGGAACCUGCCCGACGGCCGACGGACUGGCCUCCGUCUUCAGGGUUGUAGUUCAUUUUCUUCUAUCUCACUUUUCCACCGGACUCGAUCUACUUUAUGCAACAUUUGUCCUAUCUGCGAGGUGUCUCCGGGGUUUGUAUUGGAUAUAUAGACGCUUGUAGCCAAGAAGCGCACUGAUGUAUAAUAUUGUCUGUAAUAGGUGCUCGAAUCGAUAUCUUGACG
Molecule: messenger RNA, 2030 nt
Organism: Phanerochaete carnosa HHB-10118-sp
Lineage: Eukaryota; Fungi; Basidiomycota; Agaricomycetes; Polyporales; Phanerochaetaceae
Exons: 7
Coding region: 696-1859 (387 amino acids)
Biological process (GO): regulation of transcription by RNA polymerase II
Cellular component (GO): nucleus
Molecular function (GO): RNA polymerase II cis-regulatory region sequence-specific DNA binding; DNA-binding transcription activator activity, RNA polymerase II-specific; zinc ion binding
Source: RefSeq, a predicted model, not a curated record